Messenger RNA from Pelecanus crispus (Dalmatian pelican), 1742 nucleotides. The record is from RefSeq and is a predicted model, not a curated record. NCBI's taxonomy places the organism in Eukaryota, Metazoa, Chordata, Aves, Pelecaniformes, Pelecanidae.
AUGCCUGUGCUUCUGAACUGGAGCCCACAGCAGAAGGUUCCUGAUGUCAUCAGCAGCAUAAGACAAGUCUCCAAAGCAGCUCUGAAAGAAGAUGCCAAACCAAGUAAGGAUAGUGAAGAUGCCUUCUAUGACUCUCAAAAAUUUGAGGUUUUGUACUGUGGAAAGGUGACGGUGGCUCACAAGAAAGCUCCCUCCACGCUAAUUGAUGAUUGCAUUGAAAAAUUCAGCCUUCAUGAGCGCCACCGCCUGAAACUAUUAAAUGAGCAACGGAAUAAUGAGUCAAGUUUUGACUUACCCCUGUGUGAAGGAAAUGCGCCAUCUUCUCCAUUGGAUAGCCCAUUUGAGGAGCUGGACAGCCCAGAUAACACCACAGGGCAUGCUGCAAUGUUUACAAUCGGCAGCCAGACCAACUUGACCAACCUGGCCAACACUCGUGGCUCCUUUCCAGAGCGAAUUUUAGAGGACACUGGCUUUGACGAGCAGCAAGAGUUUCGCUCCCGGUGCAGCAGUGUCACUGCAGUUAUGCAAAGAAAGGUUCAUGACGCAAACUUGAAAAUACAGCCACGCCGAAGACAUGCAAGUGCACCCAGUCAUGUUCAGCCCUCUGAUUCUGAGAAGAACAGGACAAUGUUGUUCCAGGUUGGAAGGUUUGAAGUUAACCUCAUCAGUCCGGACACCAAAUCUGUUGUGCUUGAAAAGAAUUUUAAAGAUAUCUCCUCAUGUUCUCAGGGUAUAAAACAUGUUGAUCACUUUGGCUUCAUUUGCCGGGAGUCUGUUGAACCUGGGUUGAGCCAGUAUGUUUGCUAUGUGUUCCAGUGUGCAAGUGAGUCUCUGGUUGAUGAGGUAAUGCUUACCCUGAAACAAGCCUUUAGCACUGCUGCAGCUCUGCAAAAUGCCAAGACACAGAUUAAACUGUGUGAGGCCUGCCCUAUGCAUUCAUUGCACAAACUUUGUGAAAGAAUUGAAGGACUCUAUCCACCAAGAGCCAAACUUGUAAUUCAGAGACAUCUGUCAUCACUAACUGAUAAUGAGCAAGCAGACAUUUUUGAACGUGUUCAGAAAAUGAAGCCUGACAAUGACCAGGAAGAAAAUGAACUUGUGAUCUUACAUCUACGCCAGCUCUGUGAAACUAAGCAGAAAACGCACAUUCACAUUGGUGAAGCACCAUUGACCAUUUCGAACAGUGCGAUUCCAGAAAGCACCACCAGUGGUGGCAGGUUUAAACUUGACAUUCUGAAAAACAAGGCCAAGAAAUCCUUGACGAGCUCUCUGGAAAAUAUCUUCUCAAGGGGAGCCAACAGAAUGCGAGGCCGCCUGGGAAGCGUGGACAGCUUUGAGCGCUGCAACAGCCUUGCUUCUGACAAAGACGCUUCGCCGGGCGAUUCCCCGCCAGCAACUCCUCCGGCGUCCCCCGUGUCCUCGGCCUGGCAGCCGUUUCCCGAGGAAGACUCGGACUCCCCUCAGCUAAGGAGGCGCGCACACACCUUCAGCCACCCCCCCUCCAGCGCCCGGCGGAGGAUAACCUUCCAGAACGGGAGGUCCCAGAGCGUCCGGUCCCCGCUGCUGCGGCAGAGCUGCGUCGAGGCGCCAAGCCCUAUUGUUGGGGUUCGACGCGCUCUCAGUGAGAGUGAAUCUGCGUCUCCUCGGCUCCCCUCCUCUGUCUCUGCCCCUUCUUUCCUGAAAAGCUUUUACCAGGGCUCAGGAAGGUUGCUCCAGCAUUCAGAAAGUGACCUCUCCAAGAG